Molecule: messenger RNA, 10287 nt
Organism: Pygocentrus nattereri (red-bellied piranha)
Lineage: Eukaryota; Metazoa; Chordata; Actinopteri; Characiformes; Serrasalmidae
Gene: ptprsa
Product: protein tyrosine phosphatase receptor type Sa
Exons: 37
Coding region: 570-6401 (1943 amino acids)
Biological process (GO): protein dephosphorylation
Molecular function (GO): protein binding; protein tyrosine phosphatase activity
Source: RefSeq, a predicted model, not a curated record
ACUGAGAGAGGAGAGAAGGUGGGGGUGCGCAUGACAUCAUUCUUGCUUCCCCAGCUGUGGUUUCUCUCUGGUUCCUCUGAGCUGGAGCUGAAGGAGAGCAGGUCCACACACGCACACGCGCACACGCACACACGCACGCGCGCGCGCGCUCACACACGCACCGUCCGGGGGAUUUAAACCUUUUAUUCAGCCUGCCUGGAUCUGCCGCGGGGACUCACGAGCGCACGGGAUUAUCGUUUUCUUUCUUUUCGUUGCGAGCAUGAAGAUGUAAAGGGGGCUUUUUUUUCUUUCAUAACAGUGCAGGAAGAAAAGCGGACGGAGGAACGCGGACCCUGAAAAGGUGCAGCCCAAUUGAGGCGCUUCAAGAAAAAGAAGAAGAGGGAGAAGAAGGAGCAGAAGCAGAAGUCGAUAAAAUUAGAGCCAGAGAAUGAAGCUAAACAGCCUUUGAAGACAACACAGAGAGUGCCAAGUGUCCAGUGUGCAGACCCCCCCCCACCCUACCCCGCCCCCACUCCCCCUCCUUCUCUUGGGGCUGUGGCUCUCCAGCCAGGUCUAAGGUCAUCUGCAUAAUGGUGCCGGCCGGCCGCCUGCCCUACCUGGCCACGCUGCUGUCUCUGAGUGGCCUGCUGCUGUCUCCGCUGCUCAGUGGCUCUCUGGCCUUGUCUGCUCCCAGGUUCACAAAGGUUCCAGUAGACAUGAUUGGCGUCUCUGGGGGCGUGGUCUCCUUCGUAUGCCAGGCGACAGGGGACCCCAAACCCAGAGUCACAUGGAACAAGAAAGGCAAGCGCGUCAACUCCCAACGCAUCGAGACUAUAGAAUUCGACGAAGGUGCAGGAGCCGUCCUCCGUAUCCAGCCGCUGCGGGCUCCUCGAGAUGAGAACAUCUACGAGUGCGUGGCAGAGAACAGCGAGGGCGAGGUCAGCGUCCAGGCCAAGCUGACCAUCAUCAGAGAGGACCUACUACCUUCGGGCUUCCCCAACAUUGAUAUGGGUCCUCAGCUGAAGGUGGUAGAACGCACACGUACAGCCAAUAUGCUCUGUGCAGCCAGCGGCAACCCCGACCCAGAGAUCACCUGGUUCAAAGACUUCUUGCCGAUUGAUCCCAGUACAAGCAAUGGGCGGAUCAAACAGCUCAGAUCAGGUGCCCUGCAGAUAGAGAACACGGAGGAGACGGAUCAGGGGAAGUACGAGUGUGUGGCGUCUAACGUGGAGGGCGUCCGCUACUCUUCCCCUGCCAACCUGUAUGUGCGAGAGCUUCGAGAAGUCCGCCGAGUCCCCCCUCGUUUCUCCAUCUUGCCCGCCAGUCACGAGAUCAUGCCUGGCGGCAGUGUAAACAUCACCUGCGUGGCUGUGGGCUCGCCCAUGCCCUACGUGAAGUGGAUGCUCAACUCUGAGGAUCUGACGCCUGAGGACGACAUGCCGGUGGGACGGAACGUUCUGGAACUCAACAAUGUGCGCGAGUCAGCAAACUACACCUGUGUGGCCAUGAGCAGCCUGGGCAUCAUCGAGGCCGUGUCCCAAAUCAUCGUCAAAUCUCUGCCCAAGCCACCAGGUACUCCGAUAGUUACUGAAACCACGGCAACCAGUAUCACCAUCACCUGGGACAGUGGCAAUCCUGAGCCUGUUUUGCAUUAUAAUAUCCAGUACCGCGCAAAGUCUCCAGAGAGCAAGUUCGAAACCAUGGAGUCCAUCGCCACCACUCGCUACAGCAUCGGCGGCCUUUCCCCCAACACAGAGUACGAAAUCCGCGUCUCUGCCGUCAACACCAUCGGCCAGGGUCCUGCCAGUGAGCCGGUUGAAGCUAGAACAGGAGAGCAGGCUCCUGCUAGCCCUCCCAGGAACAUCCAGGCCAGAAUUAUCUCCCACAGCACCAUGAUGGUACGGUGGGAGGAGCCAGAGGAGCCCAAUGGCCAGAUUAAGGGCUACCGAGUCUACUACACGAUGGACCCCUCUCAGUCUAUGAACUUGUGGCAGAUCCACAAUGUACAGGAUAGCAUGAUUACCACCAUUCAGAACCUGGUGGCCUCAGAAACAUACACCAUACGUGUGCUGGCCUUUACUUCAGUGGGAGACGGACCGUUUUCUGAUCCCAUUCACGUCAAAGUGCUGCAAGGAGUCCCCGGACAGCCGUCCAGGUUUCAGAUCAGCGAGGUGUCUGAUACCGCCAUCGAGCUGACCUGGGAGCCGGCGUUCGAGAAAGAGGGAAUCAUCAGUUAUGAGCUACGUUAUAAAGAAGGAAGUCAAGGGAACUUGAUAACGAAAACGUUCGGCCCGAGCUCCUCCUACAUGGUGGAAGGUCUACGGCCAAACGUGGAGUACUACUUCUCCCUGGCCGCUGUAUCAAAGAAAGGCAUCGGUGCCUUCACCAACGAAAUCUCCCAGAAGACAUCGCAAGCCAAGCCUUCCGCCCCCCCUCAAGAGAUUAAGUGCUCCAGCCCCAGCUCUACCUCCCUGUUGGUAAGUUGGCGCCCCCCGCCGGCGGAGAGCCAGAAUGGGCUGCUGGCCGGGUACAUAGUGCGCUACACGAUGGUGGGGGGCGGAGCCGAGAGCAGAGCCGAACUCGCCGAGGAGCUCCAGGUGCCGCCCACUUCCAGCCAGAUAACGCUGCAGCGGCUGGAGAAGUGGACGAUGUACCAAAUCACCGUGGCAGCCGCGACCGCCAUGGGGCCUGGACCCGAGAGCCCGGCCCUCACCUGUCGCACCGAUGAGGACGUUCCUGGUGCGCCCCCUCGGCGGGUUGAAGUGGAGGUGAUCAACUCAACCGCUUUAAAGGUGAUGUGGCGCUCCCUGUUGCCGGGCCGACAGCACGGGCAGAUCCGCGGUUACCAGGUGCAUUACGUGCGAGUGGAGAACGGAGAGGCCCGCGGGCUGCCGCUCAUCAAAGACGUGAUGCUCGCUGACGCUCAGUGGGAAACGGACGACACGGCUGAAUAUGAGAUGGUCAUUGGGGGUUUGCAGCCAGACACCACCUACUCCAUCACCGUGGCAGCCUACACUACCAAGGGAGACGGCACCCGGAGCAAACCCAAGCUGGUGGUGACCAAGGGAGCAGUUCCAGGCCCCCCAUCUCUGUGGGUCCAUCAGGAUUCUGAAAACUCCGCAGUGGUUCGCUGGCUGCCCCCUGAGGUCAUACCCCCAGGUCUGGAUCUGCUGGGCUACCGACUCCAGUUUGGUCGCAAGGAUGUUCUCCCCCUGGCCACACUGGAGUUUGACCCUGAAGAGCAGGAAUACUCGGUGCCCAGCAUGCACCGGGGCGCCUCUUACAUCUUCAAACUGUCCGCCAAGUCGCGCUCCGGCUUCGGGGAGGAAGCGGCGCAGGAGCUGAACCUACCAGAGGAGGUUCCCAGAGGCUACCCGCAAAUCACCGAAGGGUCCAACAUCACCUGCUGCUCCGUCUACUUCUCCUGGUUGCCCCCCGUGCUGGCUGAACGCAAUGGUGCCAUUACCGAGUACACUCUGGCCUACCAGGAGGCCGGAACCUCCGGAAUUCCGCUUGAACUGCGCCUGCCCGCCUCUGAGAACAGCUUCACCCUCAACAGCCUCAAGCCCAACUCCAUUUACGACGUGAAAAUUCGUGCACACACCAGUGUAGGUCCAGGGCCCUACAGUCCGUCCGUCCAGUAUCGGACAGUGGCCCUCGUGACAGAUGUUCCUAAAAACUUCACGGUGAAGUUGGUCACCAAGACGACAGCCUUGCUGACGUGGAAGUUUUAUGACAGCCGCUCUCCAUAUCGCUGCACGAUUGACUACAGCCGCCAAAAAGUGGACAUAGAUGCUAGAAUGACCAAAGCUCUGAUCACCAACCUGAGACCCAACACCACGUACGAGUUUCACAUCGCCUGCCCAGACAGCAGUGAUGGGGGUCCCAGGCUUCGGGCAGCGGCUCGGACCGCCCCAUCCAUCCUGGUCAACAAACCAGAACUGGACAUGAGGAGAGAACCAGACAACACAGUCACUAUCAUCUUACCUCCGCUGGAGACCAGGGACAUGAUCAAGUCCAUCUAUGUGGUGGUGGUUCCACUGAAGAAAGGUCGAGUGCCCAUGAAGCACGCCAUGAACCCAGAUGAAAUAGAUCUGGAAGAGCUGUUCAGGGAUAUGAUUGUGAAGCAGAGACAUGUGCGCACCACCCGUCAGCUGCGGCAGGUUGACCUGAAGAAGCCCUAUAUCGCAGCCAGCUUCAAGCCCACCACCAUUCCGCCAACCUUCACCUUGGGCAACCAAAUGGUCUACAAUGGCUUCGAGAACAGAGCACUGGAGGCGAGGCAGGAUUACGUCUUCUUCAUCCUCGCCGAGCUCAUAAACUCCACCGGCACAAAAAUGUUUGUGUCCAGCCCCUACACUGACACCAUCACGGCCCCCGACGUUGACCCCCAGCCAAUGGAGACGGGAGGAGAUGGCCUCAUCUGGGUGGUUGGCCCCGUCCUGGCCGUGGUCUUCAUCAUUUGCAUCGUCAUCGCCAUUCUGCUGUAUAAAAACAAACCUGACAGCAGCAAAAGGAAAGAGUCAGAACCGCGCACAAAAUGUCUGCUCAACAACGCUGAGAUCACACCACACCGUCCUACUGACCCUGUGGAGAUGAGACGCAUCAACUUCCAAACCCCAGAUUCUGGUCUGAGCAGUCCUCUAAGCGAAGCCGCUUUUGACUAUGAAAGUAUGAUGAAUCACCCACCCAUCCCCAUCGCCGAACUGGCUGAACAUACAGAGCUGCUUAAAGCCAACGACAACCUGAAGCUCUCCCAGGAGUACGAGUCUAUCGAUCCAGGACAGCAGUUCACCUGGGAGCAUUCCAACCUGGAGGUCAACAAACCGAAGAACCGCUAUGCUAAUGUCAUCGCGUACGAUCACUCCCGCGUCAUUCUGGCACCCAUCGAAGGCAUAACAGGCAGCGACUACAUCAAUGCCAACUACAUUGAUGGCUACAGGAAGCAGAAUGCCUACAUUGCCACACAAGGCCCACUUCCAGAGACGUUCGGAGAUUUCUGGAGAAUGGUGUGGGAGCAGAGGUCAGCUACUGUGGUCAUGAUGACCCGGCUAGAGGAGAAGUCGCGGAUUAAGUGUGACCAGUACUGGCCGAGUCGAGGCACUGAGACUUAUGGAAUGACCCAGGUCACCUUGCUGGACACAAUUGAACUGGCCACCUUCUGUGUGCGAACCUUCUCCUUACACAAGAACGGCUCUAGUGAAAAGCGUGAGGUGCGUCAGUUCCAGUUUACGGCGUGGCCGGACCACGGCGUGCCCGAAUAUCCCACACCUUUCCUGGCUUUCCUGAGGAGGGUGAAGACCUGUAACCCACCGGAUGCUGGUCCCAUCAUUGCCCACUGCAGUGCUGGCGUGGGUCGAACCGGCUGCUUCAUCGUGAUUGACGCAAUGCUGGAGCGCAUUAAGCACGAGAAGACGGUGGACAUCUACGGUCACGUGACGCUGAUGCGCGCUCAGAGGAAUUACAUGGUGCAGACAGAGGAUCAGUACAGCUUCAUCCACGACGCGCUGCUAGAGGCUGUGGCCUGCGGGAACACCGAGGUGGCUGCCCGGAGCCUUUUCUCCUACAUACAGAAACUGGCACAGGUGGAGCCAGGAGAGCAUGUCACGGGCAUGGAGCUCGAGUUUAAGCGACUGGCAAACUCCAAGGCUCACACCUCGAGGUUUAUAAGUGCCAACCUGCCCUGUAACAAGUUCAAGAACCGACUUGUUAAUAUCAUGCCGUACGAGACCACGCGGGUGUGCCUUCAGCCAAUCAGAGGGCUGGAGGGGUCCGACUACAUCAACGCCAGCUUCAUCGAUGGAUACAGGCAACAGAAGGCCUAUAUAGCCACCCAGGGUCCAUUAGCCGAGACCACAGAGGAUUUCUGGCGCAUGCUGUGGGAGAAUAACUCCACCAUCGUGGUGAUGCUGACCAAGCUGAGGGAGAUGGGCAGAGAAAAGUGUCAUCAGUACUGGCCAGCAGAGCGUUCUGCCCGGUAUCAGUACUUUGUGGUGGACCCCAUGGCUGAGUAUAACAUGCCCCAGUACAUCCUCCGCGAGUUUAAAGUUACGGACGCGAGGGAUGGACAGUCCCGGACUGUGCGGCAGUUCCAGUUCACUGACUGGCCGGAGCAGGGCGUGCCCAAAUCCGGUGAAGGCUUCAUUGACUUCAUUGGACAAGUGCAUAAAACCAAGGAGCAGUUUGGCCAGGAUGGACCUAUCUCUGUCCACUGCAGUGCCGGUGUGGGGAGGACUGGAGUCUUCAUCACGCUCAGCAUCGUGCUGGAGCGCAUGCGUUAUGAGGGCGUGGUGGACAUCUUCCAGACGGUCAAAAUGCUGAGAACUCAGCGGCCAGCCAUGGUGCAAACAGAGGACGAGUACCAGUUUUGCUACCAGGCAGCUCUGGAAUACCUAGGAAGCUUUGAUCACUAUGCAACGUAAAAAGCCAUCUUCUUCCCUCUGCCCAGCACCCCCCUCUACAGCCUCCUGAGCCAUAGAAACUUGCUUGAAACAAUUGAAUCGAUAACAACUAUACAACAACAAAAAAAGAUUAAAUAUCAAAGAAAUCCUCUUUUUGAAAUAAAAAUAAAACCAUCGUCUGCGCUGGCGGCGGCCUCUCGAACCACCAUCCACCCAAUUGGACGGAGACCCUGAAGAAGUGGACAAAAAAAGGACCCCAUCGGAAAACAUCCCCGUACAUCCUCACUCGUGAGAUGGAACCAAAUGCAUAGGCUCAGGCUGCGGGGGUGGGAAACGAUCUGGAUGCCGGACCGCUAACUUUACCUCAAGUGUUCUGAUGUGGAGGAUAUUAUUAUUAAUCUGUAUGUGGACGUAUAUUUCCAAAACCGAAUCCUGUAAAGAUACGAACUUCAAAAUAAAAGGAGAAAGGAAGGAACAGCUAGCAGGCAUCUGUAAAAGGUCUGGACCACGUCUACCUGUCUGUUUCAACCAGACUGGAUGUUGAGACGCUGAGACUGACUGGUUUGUUGACUGAGCUCAGAUCUUUCUGUGUUUACAAAGGGGGGGUUAUGCCAUUUCCAGAACCCACAUAGCAAAGAACUGUUUGAAAGCUGACAGCAGAAUCUAAGAAAACGCUCUAACCUGACCAUCCGGAGCAGAAGAUUCGAGUUUCAGGGACUGUGGUAGCAAAGUAGAUAGGAUUUUUAUCACUGCUUAAACUUAGUAUACUACUACAGCCUUCUCCUCCGGUUUGACGUGUAGUCGGAAUCCUGAACCACGUCGGAACGGGCAGCUGUCUGGGAAAGCAAGACGUUUGCCACAAAAAAACAAAACAACAAAAAUUAACUCACGUACCACUUGUGUUUCUCCAGCACUCAAGGUGCAGGCAGUUGUUUCGGUGCUUUUGAGGACAAAGCUAGCUAACAUUUUCGGAAAUACGCCAAUGUAGCUUUGAAAAAAGGAGGUGAUGAGGGUGGGAGGCAUCUUCGACCAUCAGCCAGGGACAUGAGGACCAAAGGAUUCUCCACCAAGCUCAGCGUGUUUUCUCCGGAUCCUAGCAUUCAUUACCUUUGACUGGUUUUCCCCCACUGUGGUUCAUGGCAUAGAGGAACAUACAACAAAAAAAAAGAAACGGGGGAUCGUCUGGUGGGUUUGUUUUGAUGUCUUUUGCGAGUUAUGGUGACUUUUUACAUCUCCGGUGACCAACUUUCAUUGCCAUGAUUCUGAAUGACUGUCCUCAGACUGUGUUUUGGUUUUUCUUUUUUCUUUUUCUUUUUUUGGCUAUACCAAACAUGCUGCUUUAGCUAUGUGAUGCUAUACGUCUGUGUGUGUGUGUGUGGAGAUCAUGAUGGAAGAGAAUGAAUGGACUCCAUGAAAGAGUAUAACCCCGUGACACUCACCAACCGGAUCGUUCUCCAGAAGAAUGGAACGAGUCAGAUGUUCCUCAAAGCGUUGUAAGUCUUGAAGAAGAGAGUAACAUCUGAAGGUUGAAAACUUUCAAGACCCUUCUUGAGUCCAUCGUGCCAGUCCUCCCAUUCUUUCUCCACAACCAGGCUGUGAGCGAGCAACCAACAGGCAAUCGUGAUCAAUCUGGAUACACGGACCUGAGCACCACCACCACCACCACCAACAAAACAAUGACGGUACAACUUCAUGCAUCACAGAAACUUCAAACCUGUUUUCGUUAUCGUGAGUAAGACUCAGACUCACGCCGAGGAGAAGAAAGCUUCUCUUCCUUUCUUUGGACUUUGUAGAGGUCAAAGGUGGUGUGCGUAUACUGGAGAAUGCUUGAACAGUGGAGCUUUCGGAUUAGAUGUGCAUACUAACUGCGCGAUGGAAGGAGCCGUGUGUAGUCUUUCUUAUUUCCAAAAAGCCUUAUUGUAAUUGUAACAUUAUACGAGAAAAAAAUGACAUUGUUGUAUUAUUAUGAUUAUUGUUAUUUUACUUAGAAGACUUUUUAUUUCUCGGUUUAGUUUUCUAACAGAGAUACUGUACUCGUUUUUCUUUUUUUUUAGUUUGUUGGGUUUUUUUUAACUAGCAGGUAAAAAAAAGAUCAUUUUGUUCAUAUUACGUUAAAAGACAUUCUAUUUUUUCACUAUAGAAAUGUUAAGUAAAAUGUGUACAUGUGUAUGUAUGUAUGCAUGCAUAUAGGCCAUGCAUAUAUAGAUACAUCAACACAUAUACACUAUAUUUAAAUGCAGAAUAUAAAGAUGUAUCCAAAUCUUAGUACGAACAGCAUUUUCCUUCUGUCUUUUUUGCUCUUUCAGUUCCACCCAUGAACGUUUAUUUGCUUCUAUGAAAUUAUGAAUAGCCUUUUUUUAAAAUCAUGAUUUGUUGGAGUGCAGCCUGUUUGCCUCGAAGAAGUCGAGGAAAUUUCUGGCUGCUAUUCAUUUUUUUUUUUUUCUUUUUUCAUUCUUACUACUCCGAAGACGAGUAGAGGGAUGUUUGAUUGUUAUAGUUAUCAUCAGUAGUAUCUAGUAUUAGGAAAAAGUAUUACUUUUUUUAAAAAAAGAGAAAGAUUUCUUUACUGAACAUUGACUUGAAUAAUAAACAAAUCUUUCAUUUUCCAAAUUUAUCCUACUUAUGAACUGUAACAACUUCUGACCUUUCAAACCAUACACUCCAAUAUUUCACCCCUCCUUUUUAUUCAUUUUGUUUUUUUAAAAAACACAUUUUGGUUUUUAAUUUGUACUUUUGAAAUCGCAGACCGAUCAUCCGCUUAUUAUAUAUCAACAAUGAUCCUGAAUAUGACAGAUGUACAUAAACAAAUAUAUAUGUAUUUGUAUAAUUUGACCCUGUCUUUGAACGAUAAUGAAAUCAAAAAAAGGAAAAAAAAAAACAGACAAAAAAAAAAAAAGCUUCUGCUAGAACUGCAAAUUUUCCAGCUUUCUCUGAGGAACUCGGUGUCUUAGUAGAACCUUCAUCUCUGCUCCCUUCAACUUCACCUUUUAUUUUUAUUUUAUUUUUUUAUUAUUUCGUUGUAACUUUUCUGGCUGCCAAUUGAAGUUUCUUCUCCUCUCCCUCAGUCGAGGAUAUGGAGUUAACCUCUUCCUUACAGCCGUCUGCCUGAAGCAGUCACGAACAGUUUUACAUGCCCUCAAUAAUAAAUUCUGAAGAGUGUGUGAAAAGCCACAUGCAGACUAAUAUAGACUUAAUGCAGUAACAGCAUUGCCUUGAGUGAAUGUGAAUUUGGUGAUGUGUCUAAUGGCAUCACAGCUGGGCGAGAGUCAUUCAGCAUGACUUCUCUCUCUCCACUGCCCCUAUACUCCAUUCUUUCCUUAAGCAUCUUUUUUUUUUAAUAGUGUUGGGCUUUACCAAGAUCUAGAUUUGUACAAGUACAUACUACAAAACUUUGGGUUGUUUUGUUUUGUUUUAUUUUAUUUGGUUGGUUGUUUUUUUUUAUUUUGGUAAGGGACCUUUAUGGGAAGUACAGAGAGACUCUGGAAUCUGGAAAUGCUGCCUUGUGAACUGCUGGGAGUGUGAAACGUUUCCCCAGUGAAAACCUGGAGAAGCAGUGACGCUCCUCUGUAUGAACGGACGCGCUGCUCUGGAACUCCAAAAACAAAGCUGGAAGUGACGUUCUGACUUCUUUGGUGUCUGGAUCCCAGACCUCACAGCCAAACUCAUAAAACGUGGGAUUGAUUAGGGAAAAAUACAACCGAACCAGUACAGGGGGGAAAAAAAAGUGUAUUAACAAAAAACAAAAAUAAGAAAAAAAGCCAAAAUUCCGAAGUGAAAAUAGUUUUUCUUUGUACGAAGGCCAAGUGAUACUGCUUUCAAACUGUUACUUCUAAUUGAAACAAUAAUUGGUUUAAAACCACUGUGUAUGUAGAUAUGUUGACUUUGUAUUAAAGAAAUGUUGUCUGAA